Molecule: messenger RNA, 1599 nt
Organism: Pieris macdunnoughi
Lineage: Eukaryota; Metazoa; Arthropoda; Insecta; Lepidoptera; Pieridae
Source: the annotation of a GenBank genome assembly
AUGCUGAAUAUACAACACUACGGAAGUAGUUCGGAAGACGAAGAAACUGAUCCCGAAAGUUUACAACAACAUAGCAAUGAAAAGUUAUUGACUCAUUUGAAACCUGUCGAUUCCAAUUUAUCUCUCGCUAAGAAAAUGCAAAUAUGUGCUGCUCCUGUAGUUAUGCCCACAAAUAAUGACGACAGCAGGGUACUUAUACAAAAAAACCAGGAAUUAACGCAUAAUCCAAAGUAUGAAGAACUGUUUGCUCCUGAAUAUGGUCCAGAAAAUCCUUUUCAAACACAACAAAUGAGAGCAAAUAAGAACAUUUUAUCAGGUUAUGUUGAAAAGGCACACAUUAGUGAAUUUCAGUUUGAAAACCAACGGAGAACAUUUACAAGCUAUGGAUAUGCAGUGGAUCCAUCUACUGAGCCCUCAACAGAUAGUGGUAAAGGUGAUGGAAUUGUUGUGUCUGAAACUGUUGCACCUCCAGAAGAGGCUGAAGGAAAAUCAGUGUUUGAAACAAUUAAGAAGAAAGAUAAAAAGAAAAGGAAUAAAAAUGAUGAUCCUGCAGACAUAGUGGGAUUUCUAGGCCCUUGGGGAGGUUAUGUUGGUGAGAAAAGAAUAAUGAAACCAGAAGGCGAAGAGGCCAAAGAACUAGAAGAAAUUGUAGCAAAGAGGCAAAAGAAAGGCAAAGUUGAUGAUGAUAAACCAUUGGAGGAGAAAUCUAUAUUCCAUAUUGACAAAGCUACAGACUACCAAGGCAGGUCGUGGUUGGAGGUUCCUCGCAGUGAAACACAGUUACGUAGUGAUACCCCUCCGGCCAAAUGCUUCUUGCCCAAGUCACACAUAUUCACAUGGAAAGGUCACACAAAGGGCGUGGCAGCUGUGCGAUGGUUUCCCAAUACGGCACAUCUCAUGCUGUCCGCUGGGAUGGAUUGCAGGGUCAAGAUAUGGGAGGUGUACGGGGAUCGUCGGUGCGUUCGCACGUAUUUCGGCCAUCGACAAGCCGUCAGGGACGUCAACUUUAACAACGCGGGAAGUCAUUUCGUCUCUGCUGCGUACGACCGAUAUAUUAAACUAUGGGACAGCGAGACGGGCGCGUGUGUGUCCCGGUUUACGUCACGCAAAGUGCCCUACUGUGCCAAAUUCCAUCCCGAUGAAGAUAAACAGCAUCUCUUCGUGGCUGGUACUUCGGAUAAGAAGAUUAUAUGUUGGGACACAAGAAGUGGGGAAAUCGUCCAAGAGUACGACAGGCAUUUGGGCGCGGUCAACACCAUCACCUUCGUGGAUGAGAACCGACGCUUCGUCACCACCUCUGAUGACAAGAGUCUUAGGGUUUGGGAGUGGGACAUCCCAGUAGACAUGAAGUACAUAGCAGACCCCACCAUGCACUCGCUGCCGGCGGUGACAGUCUCGCCCAAUGGCAAAUGGCUGGCCUGUCAGUCCAUGGACAAUAAAGUGAUCGUCUUCAGCGCCUUGAACAGAUUCAAAAUGAACCGGAAGAAGACGUUCACGGGUCACAUGGUCGCCGGAUAUGCCUGUUCUGUGGAUUUCUCGCCGGAUAUGAGGUAUAAAAAGUCCGAUUCGAUUAUGUUCUUGAUAUGUUUUGUAUCUUGA